Mesorhabditis spiculigera is the source of this 504-nucleotide messenger RNA. The record is from the annotation of a GenBank genome assembly. NCBI's taxonomy places the organism in Eukaryota, Metazoa, Nematoda, Chromadorea, Rhabditida, Rhabditidae.
AUGAACCCGGAAUUUGUUGCUGCUGUGGAAGAAUGGAAGAAAAUGCGUGCCCGGUUUGACCAACGAAAGAACUUAAAAUAUGAAUUUGAAUUGUAUGUGUUGUUUGAAGAAGAAAGCCUACCAAUUUGGGCGUUAUACCAGCAAGCCGUGGCCGGAAAUAUCUCAGUUCCAAAAAAAGAUUAUCACGACCCGAGAGAUGAUUCGUGGAUGUGGGGUUGGAUGUGGGGAAAUGCAAAAUGGUUGGCUUGGAAUAAAUUAUGGGGCAUGGAUCCCUCUGAAGCAGAGACACUGCUAAUUCAAGAAGUCCAUGCUUUAAAGAACCGGUUGCCAGAUCUAGUUGAGCAAUGGAAAGAUGUUCAAGAUCCAAGGAUUCCGGAUGAAAAGGCGUGGGUCCCGGAAGAUGAGCGUCAACACUGGGCGGAAGUUUCAAAAGUAGCAAAACAGGAGCGCAGAAAACGAUCAGCAGCUCAGCGAGCCCACGAAGAAAGCUUGGGGAUGUGGGAU